UUUUUUCAGAGUAGUUUGCUUGUCACGCCAUAUAUAUCUUGGUUUAGUUUAGCCUUAAUCUAUAGGUGCAUUUUAGCUACCAAUCUUCCAACCAUUCUUCUUCCAAUUUUGCAAUGGCAUGGUCUCCAACCAAUCUCUCGGCAUCUUCUUCUUCGUCUUCUUCCUCCCAUCAAUGGAAGUAUGAUGUCUUUCUUAGUUUCAGAGGUGAAGACACCCGCAAAAGCUUUACCGACCAUCUUCACCGGGAGCUCCGUCGAAAAUGGAUCAAGACUUUCAGAGAUGACCAACUCAGGAGAGGCGAACAGAUAUCUCCAGCACUUCUCAAGGCAAUCGAAGAGUCAAGGUUUUCCAUCAUCAUUUUCUCAAAAAACUAUGCUUCUUCAAGUUGGUGUUUGGAUGAACUCACAAAGAUUCUUGACUGCGUCGAAGUGAUGGGACAUACAGCUAUACCGGUUUUUUAUAACGUGGAUCCCUCUCAUGUAAGAAAACAAACCGAGAGUUUUGCAGAAGCAUUUGCCAAACAUGACCAUAUUUACGGGGACAAGUCGGAGAAAGUGCUCAAGUGGAGAAAAGCUUUAACUGUGGCAUCCGGACUGUCUGGGUAUGAUUCACGAGAUAGACAUGAAACUGAGGUUAUCGAUGAGGUCGUUACCAUGAUUUUUAAUAAAUUGAUUGAUGCAUCCUCAAGCAACAUGGAGGGUCUUGUUGGGAUGGGUUCUCGCUUACAGGACAUGGCUCAAUUAUUAGAUAUUGGGUCAGUUGAUGUUCGAAUGGUAGGAAUUUGGGGCAUGGCUGGCAUUGGUAAGAGUACUAUUGCUUAUCAAGUGUAUAACAAAAUCUAUGCUCAAUUUGAUGAAGGUUAUUGCUUUCUUCCAAAUGUUAGAGAAGAAUCUCAGAGGCAUGGUCUAGCUUAUUUACAAGAAGAACUCCUUUCACAAAUUUCAGGUGGAAAUCUAAAUAAAGGAAAUUUCAACAGGGGAAUCAAUUUUAUAAAAGAAAGGCUUCACUCUAGGAAGGUCCUUAUUGUUCUUGAUGAUGUGGAUAUGUAUGAGCAGUUGGAGGUUUUAGCAGGAAAUCAUGACUGGUUUGGUGCAGGAAGUCGAAUUAUCAUAACAACCAAAGAUAAAACUUUGCUAAAUAUGCAUGGAGUGGAUGCAAUUUACAAUGUUGAGGGAUUAAAAUACAAUGAAGCUCUUAAGCUCUUUUGUUGGUGUGCCUUUAAACAUGACCUUCCGACAGCAGAUUACAUGCAGCUAUGCAAGAACUUUGUAAAAUAUAUUGAAGGCCUUCCAUUAGCCAUUAAAGUGUUGGGUUCUUUUGUAAAAAAUAAAACCAUAGAUGAAUGGAAGAGUGCAUUGGAUAAACUCAAAAGAAUUCCACACAAAGAUGUUCAGAAGGUGCUAAGAAUAAGUUUUGAUGGAUUAGACGAUAAUCAGAAGGAUAUAUUUUUAGAUAUUGCAUGCUUCUUUAAAGGGCAAGACAAAGAUUUUGUUGCAAAAAUACUAGAAAGUUGUGAUUUCUUUCCAGCUAAUGACAUAAGGGUUCUUGAAGAAAAUUCUCUUAUUCUUGUCUCAAAUAAUAAGUUAUGUAUGCAUAAUCUAUUACAAGAAAUGGGCUGGGAAAUUGUUCGGCAAGAAAAUGUUAAAUACCCUGGCAAACGUAGCAGGUUGUGGUUUCAUGAUGAAGUAAAUCAUGUGCUAACAACAAAUACGGGGACUGAAGCAGUUGAAGGCCUAGUCCUCGAUUUGUCUGCUUCGAAAGAGCUACACUUCAGUGCUGGUGCCUUUACAGAGAUGAACAGAUUAAGAGUGCUCCGAUUCUAUAAUGUGAAAAUGAAUGGAAGCUUGGAAUAUUUAUCUGAAAAAGAGUUAUUUGAUACUACUUAUCAUCCUUGGAGAUGGAGAGCCCAUGAGAUACAAAGAGCUGAUGAGAUGCAAACUGAUUGUAAAUUGCAUUUAUCUGGAGAUUUAAAAUUUCUAUCCAACAACUUAAGAUCUCUCUAUUGGCAUGAAUACCCUUUGAAGUCCCUUCCAUCAAAUUUUCAUCCAAAGAAGCUUGUUGAGCUAAAUAUGUGCUCUAGUCGGCUUGAACAACUAUGGAAAGGAGACAAGUCAUUUGAGAAGUUGAAGUUCAUCAAACUUAGCCACUCUCAAUAUCUAACCAGAACCCCAGACUUCUCUGGAGCCCCAAACCUUGAGAGGCUAAUUCUCGAAGGUUGUACAAGUAUGGUCAAGGUUCACCCAUCCAUUGGAGCUCUCCAGAAGCUUAUUUUCCUGAAUUUAGAAGGCUGCAAGAACCUCAAGAGUUUUGCAAGCAGCAUCCAUAUGAAUUCUCUUCAAAUUCUUACUCUCUCUGGCUGCUCAAAACUCAAGAAGUUUCCAGAGAUGCUGGAAAAUAUGAAGAGUUUGAGACAGCUUUUGCUUGAUGAGACUGCCCUACGAGAACUACCUUCAUCGAUUGGACGCCUAAAUGGGCUUGUUUUGUUGAAUUUGACGAAUUGUAAAAAACUUGUGAGUCUUCCACAAAGCCUUUGCAAGCUGACGUCUCUUCAGAUUCUUACUCUGGCUGGUUGCUCAGAACUGAAGAAGUUGCCAGAUGAGUUGGGUAGCCUACGAUGUUUAGUAAAUCUGAAUGCAGAUGGAAGUGGUAUACAAGAGGUUCCACCCUCUAUUACUCUUUUGACAAACCUUCAGGUAUUAUCAUUGGCAGGAUGUAAGAAAAGGAAUGUGGUUUUCUCUUUAUGGUCAUCACCAACAGUAUGUUUGCAACUGCGUUCUUUGUUGAAUUUAUCCUCCGUGAAAACUUUGUCCUUAAGUGACUGCAACCUAUCGGAAGGAGCACUGCCCAGUGAUCUUAGCUCCCUAUCGUCGUUGGAAAGUUUAGAUCUGAGCAAAAACAAUUUCAUUACCAUACCUGCCAGCCUCAAUAGACUUUCUCAGCUCUUGUACCUCUCCCUGUCGCACUGCAAGAGUCUUCAAUCAGUGCCAGAGCUUCCAUCAACCAUUCAAAAAGUAUAUGCCGAUCAUUGCCCUUCCCUGGAAACCUUUUCAUUAAGUGCAUGUGCAUCCAGAAAGUUGAACCAAUUGAACUUCACAUUUUCUGAUUGCUUCCGACUAGUGGAGAAUGAGCACAGCGACACUGUGGGAGCUAUCCUACAGGGGAUUCAGCUUGCUUCAUCAAUACCGAAAUUUGUGGAUGCAAAUAAGGGUUCCCCUGUUCCAUAUAAUGACUUCCAUGUUAUUGUUCCUGGAAGUAGCAUUCCAGAGUGGUUCAUCCAUCAGAAUAUGGGGUCUUCAGUAACUGUAGAGCUGCCUCCACAUUGGUACAAUGCCAAGUUGAUGGGAUUGGCUGUUUGUGCUGUUUUCCACGCAGACCCCAUUGAUUGGGGUUAUUUACAAUAUUCUCUGUAUCGUGGAGAGCACAAAUAUGAUUCAUACAUGCUUCAAACGUGGAGUCCAAUGAAAGGUGACCACGUGUGGUUUGGGUAUCAAUCACUUGUUGGACAGGAGGAUGACCGCAUGUGGUUCGGGGAGCGGAGCGGCACUCUGAAGAUUUUGUUUUCUGGACAUUGCAUAAAGUCGUGUAUAGUAUGUGUGCAGCCUGAAGUAGUGGUGAAAAAGUGUGGGGUUCGUCUAGCAUAUGAGCAAGGGGAUAAAGAUGGAGAGUGCAGCUUUCCUUAUGGCACCAUCUGGCUUGGAGAAGGGCAUGAAUCUGAAAGCCCUCUGCCCAUAACCAAACACCCAGUACAUCACUUGUGCUAACGCAAUUUCAAUGAAAGGUUUGAAGGUGGUUCUCCUUGAAGAAGCUUGUUGGAGCUUUUGAUAUACCACCCUUUCUCAGCUGAUCUCUAACACAUAAUUGUCUCACUCAAAUAAGUGAUAUAGAAAAGAUAUGUUAAACAUAUUCACCAUCCAAUUGAGAUCUAACAAGCUAAACCCAAAAAUCAUUUCUCUCUAUAGCUCCUAAAAGUUUCCUUUUUUCCUUUCUACCAUAGGAUUUUGGAUGUAGGAGGCUCAACUAUUACAAGUCGUCUUGAUAGUUUAAAAGCGAAAUAUCUCAGUUAGCAGUAUGAUUUAUCUAACAUUUUUAGAAAUUAUGCAUCCAUGCGCACACACGUAUAUAUAUAUUAUUAGAAAUUUUUAUCUGAAUGUUAAUUAGAGCUCAUUUCAAAUGACAAAUGACUUUAAAAAUUGUAUAUGUUUUUUUGAUAGGGUAUACCAAAUGUUAUUUCAAUGGGAUGUUGAGUUGAAUUAAUGUUUUGACAUGUGUUUAUUCUUGGGUUUAUUAACACAAAUAUGGCUUUGAAAUGUACCAUGGUUUAACUCAAUAUUGAUUUCUACUGGAGUGCUGAUGAUUCCAAGUUGACCAAUUCAUUUACUUCAAUGUCUAGAUACUAAUUUUCUGAUGUUAAGUUGAUGACACUGGUGUAUGUAGAUUAUUAUAUAAUGUGGGGUUUCGGUUUCACAAUGCAUGUUAUAUGCCUUUUAGGCUCGACCAUCGUUGGCGCACUCCUUAAUCACACUUUUAUAUCAUGACUUAUAUGUAGAUUGUAUAAUGGUCAUAAUAUUUAUGAAAUUACGUCACAUUUUUUUCUUCUUCUAAUUGUCAUUAGAUUUUAAGGGGUUACCACAAAAUCGUUUUGAGUUUUAGUUAUGUAUCUUGUUCAGAUGUGUUCUAAUAGGCAAUUUCCAUGGACUCAUCAUAAUAAUUGCAAAGACCUCAUUGUGAAAAAACUCAAAAAGUAUUCAGAAUCUUUACUAUUUCUAAGGUACAGGUUUGAAAAACAAACUUGAUUAGCUUGUAGCAUUGCUAUAGUCAUAUUUUACUCUAGAUAGAGAUUGAAAAUGUUUAGUCUGUUAGUUUUGAUAUAGCACCAUACCCUUUUAGAAUUGUUUAGAGCCUUCCAUUUUGAAUGCAAGUGAUAAAGUCAUGUUGAUUUUCUUAUGUAUGUGUUUGGCCUUGCCUU
Molecule: messenger RNA, 4966 nt
Organism: Vitis vinifera (wine grape)
Lineage: Eukaryota; Viridiplantae; Streptophyta; Magnoliopsida; Vitales; Vitaceae
Product: TMV resistance protein N
Exons: 6
Coding region: 114-3761 (1215 amino acids)
Biological process (GO): defense response; signal transduction
Molecular function (GO): ADP binding; protein binding
Source: RefSeq, a predicted model, not a curated record